UGUUGGGACUUCGAGCUGAGUAGGACAAGUCUGUGGGUAUUAUAAAAGAUUGAGCAGAAGAGGAGGCAAUCAGAGCGAGGUGAGAAAGAUCUCAAAACACAUUGAACCCUAAAGAGUGUGUAAAAAGAGAGGACACCGUUCUUCUUAACCUACAGAUCUGUUGUUUAAGAUGGCGCACGAGAAGAGGUUUCAAGGAAUUCCCAUGUCAAAGUCAAUGAGAGGUUUGUGUAAAGAGGAGGACUAUGUGUUUCUGGGAACGUCGGAAAGGACAGAAGGAGCGGUGGCUUUAGGGGACGACUGGAGAGACAGGAAGGAGGAGAGGGUCCGCAGGCGAUUAGAGCAGGAGCAGCAGGAAAAAAAACGACUCAGGGAAAUAGAGGAGAGCAAGAAGGAGAAAGAGCAGCAGUGGCGCACUCAUGUAGCAGAGCUGACCUCCAGCCAGGAGAAGACUCUGCAAGACAGACUGGCAAGGCUGCGCAGAUUCAGGGAGUUCCAGAAGAAGGUGAUGGAAGAGGAGUCUGGAGAGGAGGGUGCACCAAGCAGCCAGGCAGUCAAUCAACUCCUCACCAGGAUGUAGAUGCAUUAAAGGAUAAUCAAGAAGAAGGCUGGACCGCUACUUUAGUGGCCAGAACAUAGCAUUCUAAUGCAAAUAUAAAUUUAACAGUCACAUACUGAAUGAACUGCUUUAAAUCUUUUAAAGUUAGUUAUUGUAUCUGGCAGUGCUUCUUUUUGGGGAUUAUACCAGAGAUUGCUGACUUGUGGUUACAGUGUAAUCUUGCCUAAAUGAAGCAUGCAUUCUCCUUGCUGUUGCAAAUCAACUGGCUGUUUGUCUGGUG
This is a messenger RNA of Oreochromis aureus, 836 nucleotides long. RefSeq names its product eukaryotic translation initiation factor 3 subunit A. Bases 170 to 577 code for a protein of 135 amino acids. The record is from RefSeq and is a predicted model, not a curated record. Lineage: Eukaryota; Metazoa; Chordata; Actinopteri; Cichliformes; Cichlidae. The transcript is spliced from 6 exons.